CGGGGAGCCGAGGGAGAGCGCGCGCCCGCCCGCGCGCACAGGCGAAGAUGGCGGCGGUGGUCGGAGGGCGAGCCGGUUCCUUUUCUUCGACGGGGCUGGGCUCGGGCUACGGGGGGGCCGCCUUCAACGCUACGAACAGCGGCAGCGGUCCCGACCCGCGCGAGGACGACGACGGGCAGAAUCUCUGGUCCUGCAUCCUCAGCGAGGUGUCCACUCGUUCCCGUUCGAAAUUGCCUUCAGGAAAAAAUGUCUUGUUGUUGGGUGAAGAUGGUGCAGGUAAAACUAGUUUAAUAGGAAAACUUCAAGGAAUUGAAGAAUAUAAGAAAGGAAGAGGAAUGGAAUAUUUGUACUUAAAUGUACAUGAUGAAGACAGAGAUGAUCAGACAAGGUGUAAUGUCUGGAUCUUGGACGGCGACCUGUAUCAUAAAGGUCUUCUUAAAUUUGCAAUGGAAACCAGCUCUCUAAAGGACACUCUAGUUAUGCUGGUAGUGGACAUGUCUAAGCCAUGGACUGCUUUGGACUCUUUACAGAAAUGGGCCAGUGUUGUAAGAGAACAUGUUGACAAAUUAAAAAUUCCUCCUGAAGAAAUGAAAGAGAUGGAACAAAAGAUCAUAAGAGAUUUUCAAGAAUACACAGAACCAGGAGAAGACUUCCCAGCAUCUCCGCAGAGGAGAAAUACUUCACUACAAGAAGACAAAGACGACAGCGUCAUUUUGCCACUGGGUGCUGAUACGCUAACAUGUAACUUAGGCAUUCCUGUAGUAGUAGUUUGUACAAAGUGUGAUGCUAUUAGUCUUCUGGAAAAAGAACACGAUUACAGAGAUGAGCACUUUGACUUCAUUCAGUCUCAUAUCCGACGGUUUUGUUUACAGUAUGGUGCAGCACUUAUUUACACUUCAGUAAAGGAAAGUAAGAAUAUUGAUUUAGUGUAUAAAUAUAUUGUCCAGAAAUUAUAUGGAUUUCCUUUCAACACAUCUGCUAUUGUUGUGGAAAAAGAUGCAGUAUUUAUCCCUGCAGGAUGGGACAAUGAAAAGAAGAUAGGAAUAUUACAUGAGAACUUUCAGACUUUAAAAUCAGGAGACAGUUUUGAAGAUAUCAUAACAAAGCCACCUGUUAGAAAGUUUGUACAUGAGAAAGAAAUAGUAGCAGAAGAUGACCAAGUAUUUCUUAUGAAGCAGCAGUCUUUGUUGGCAAAACAACCACCUACUGCAGCUGGAAGACCAGUGGAUACUUCACCAAGAGUUCCUGGAGGGUCCCCAAGGACACCAAACAGAUCAGUAUCUUCCAAUGUCGCAAGUGUUACCCCCAUCCCUGCUGGAUCCAAAAAAAUUGAUCCUAGUAUGAAAGCUGGAGCUACAAGCGAAGGAGUGCUGGCAAACUUCUUCAACAGUUUGCUGAGUAAGAAAACUGGCUCCCCAGGAGGACCUGGAGGUGGUGUUGGUAGUCCUGGAGGAGUAGGGGGUACUGGAGGUGGUGGUGGCAGCAACUUGCCACCAUCAGCAAAAAAGUCAGGCCAGAAGCCAGUCUUAACAGAUGUUCAAGCUGAACUGGACAGAAUGUCACGAAAACCAGAUCUGGCCUCUCCAAAAUCACCUGCAUCCCCUACAGAAGGUGAAGCAUCUUGAAGACACCAAAUAUAGCCAUGUGUUCGGUUUUUUUGGGAUAAUUUAAACUUGCCUCUGCCUCUUCCUUCAGUGACUGGGACUAGGGAACUGAAACACUUUCAGAGAAGGACAAGCAGUUGAUGUCUUUUGUUUUGCCCCACUCUGUAAAAGGGAACUGUACAAAUGGAAAAUAAUAUCCUAAAUGUAAGACUGCUGUUCACAGUAUAAUGUGGCAUACUGGAAUAUCUAAUGCCUGGAUUUUGUUUAAAAGUCACUGUAAUUCUGUAAGAUUGAAAAAUGUCCACUGAAUCAUUUGUGAAGCAAAAGCUGCUUGAAGAGUUGGAAAGUUGAUAUGCAACACAGGCGGGCACUUAAUUUAUAUCAAUCUCCCAACCUUUUUAGUUUGAUGCCAUUUUACAAAUUAACCUCAAGGGGGAGGAUUUGCUAGUUUUGUUGGAAAGCAAUCAAUCAAUUGUUGUUCUUUUGUGCACCAUCAAUAAACUAACUGAAAAUAAAA
Molecule: messenger RNA, 2121 nt
Organism: Sphaerodactylus townsendi
Lineage: Eukaryota; Metazoa; Chordata; Lepidosauria; Squamata; Sphaerodactylidae
Gene: DYNC1LI1
Product: dynein cytoplasmic 1 light intermediate chain 1
Exons: 13
Coding region: 48-1625 (525 amino acids)
Biological process (GO): microtubule-based movement; microtubule cytoskeleton organization
Cellular component (GO): cytoplasmic dynein complex; centrosome
Molecular function (GO): dynein heavy chain binding
Source: RefSeq, a predicted model, not a curated record